Lucilia cuprina (Australian sheep blowfly) is the source of this 2180-nucleotide messenger RNA. RefSeq names its product probable Dol-P-Man:Man(7)GlcNAc(2)-PP-Dol alpha-1,6-mannosyltransferase (gene Alg12). The transcript has 6 exons. Gene Ontology annotation, biological process: protein N-linked glycosylation. Gene Ontology annotation, molecular function: alpha-1,6-mannosyltransferase activity. Gene Ontology annotation, cellular component: endoplasmic reticulum membrane. NCBI's taxonomy places the organism in Eukaryota, Metazoa, Arthropoda, Insecta, Diptera, Calliphoridae. The annotation marks the transcript as partial. The record is from RefSeq and is a predicted model, not a curated record.
CUAUCUAUCUAUCUAUCUAUCUAUCUAUCUAUCUAUCUAUCUAUCUAUCUAUCUAUCUAUCUUUAUAUAUUUACAGUACGUUUAAUAUUAGCUGCUGUUGUCACUGUGGCCUGGACCAAAUUGAAACGUGUGAUAACCAAGUUGUACGGCUCCAAUGUUAGUUUUUGGUUUAGUCUUAUAACUUUAACACAAUUUCAUUUCAUAUUCUACAUGAGUAGAACUUUACCCAAUAUAAUGGCACUGCCUCUAGUCUUAUAUGCUUUGGCUUAUUGGUUAAAUGGUCAAUUGAAACCGUUUAUUAUAUGCUCCGGCAUAGCUAUAUUGGUUUUUCGUUCGGAGUUGAUUAUAUUUCUAGGUUUGCUUUUGCUAUUCGAUUUGCUAUUCCGUAAAGUAACGAUAGACAGAAUUUUAAAAAUUGCUUUACCAGCUGGUUUGGUAAUUUUGGCUACUUCUAUUGUAGUGGAUUCAUUCUUUUGGAAAAGACUUUUAUGGCCAGAGGGUGAAGUAUUAUGGUAUAAUACUGUACUAAAUAAAAGCUCCGAUUGGGGAACUUCUCCUUUUUUGUGGUAUUUCUAUUCAGCUUUUCCACGUGCCAUGGGUGCCUCCCUACUAUUUGUGCCCAUAGGUCUAUUGCUGGAACGUCGCAUAAGACCUAUUGUUAUAUCUGCUAUAGGAUUCGUUUUAAUCUAUUCUAUAUUACCUCAUAAAGAAUUACGUUUUAUUAUUUAUGUAUUUCCCGUAUUGAAUUUAGCAGCAGCCACGGCUUGUCAAAGAUUCUGGCAAAAUAGUUCAAAAUCUAUAUGGCAUGGUUUCUUAUCUUUAUGUGCUGGUGGCCAUUUAUUGGUCAAUGUUUUAAUAACAUUAUUUUUGUUAUUGGUUUCACGUACCAAUUACCCUGGCGGUUUCGCUUUAAGAAACCUACACAAUUUAGAAUAUAAUACUACAAAUGUUUCAGUUCACAUAUCCAAUUUAGCAGCUCAAAGUGGUGUUAGUAGAUUUUUGCAAAUCAGGGAUGAUUGGAGAUAUUGUAAAAAUGAACAUAUGAAAUAUACCAAAGAAGAAACUAAACAAUAUACACAUUUACUAAUGGAAGCCAAAAAUAAGUUUAAUACCCAAAUGUGGCCAUCUCUGCAAGAAGACUAUGAUACAAUGGAGUUUAUAGAUUGUUUUAAUAGCAUAGGUAUACAGUACAAUUCAAUAAUGCCGGUUAAAAUUAAAACAAAACCCUGUUUGGCUAUUUUGAAAAGGAAAGAAAAACCUAAAAUAAAGGAAAAUAUAACAAAACCUGAAAAGAAAAAGAAAAGAUCUUUAGAAGUUGAAGAAGAAAAACUAACUUUGGAAGAGCUACCAAAAUCCAAAGAAGUUAAAACAGAAAAAACAAAAAAACUUAAAAAGAAGAAAUCUACUGAAGUUGUUACACAAAGUUUGGAGCUAGAAACUCAAAAUAUAGAAAAUAAAAAAAAUUUAAAUAUUGAAGAGGAAAACUCAGCCCAGGAGAUUGUAGAUGAUAUAUCACACAAAUCACAAGAAAUUAAAGAUGAUCUGAAUGUACCAGUAAUACAGGAGACACCAUUAAAUCCUCCAGCCGAUUUAACAAAACUUCUUAGUCAAGGCUUAAGUUUAGAAGAUGAUGCUAUAGUAUCCACUGUAGAAUCCUAUGAAGAUUUACCGCAGCCAUCGGAGGAAGCGAAUGAUUCAGCACAAGUAAAUAAAGAAAUUAAUUUCCAAGAAUUACACAAUUUAGCCUUAGGGCAAGUUAAUCGUAAAACGCGAGCAACGAAAUUAAAAAUACGCAGAAUUAUUGAACAACAUUAUCGAUCGAAAGGUAAACAUAUCGAAAAUGAUUCCAAAGAGAAAAAAUAUACUACCACUGUAGCACCAAACGCCUCGACACGACAAUCGGUUAAGGCCAUUAUUAAACAGGAACGCAUUAAAGAUAUGAUAGAACAAAUUUCUACCAUGGAUCUGACCAAAAUGUGCAAUUUAGAAAAAGUCUCCACAAAAGAUUGUCUAAAAUUAGUUAUUGAUAAAAUUGAUGAGGAUGGUGGUAGUCAUGCUACAGCCAGUUAAUGUAGGUUUGUAUUUACCACAAAACGAUUACUUAAGUUUUUUUAUUGUUGUUUAAACUAAUAAUUUUAAAUAAAUUUAUAAAAAAAAAAACAUUUCCAAUGAUCAAUUUU